UCAUGACGUCAUACACAUCAACAACUCUUUUCAGUUCCUGACUCACAGUCACGAAAACAUUCAGUCAAGUUGAACACUGUAUUAGUUAUAUUUUGACAUUUGAUCGGAAGGAACAACUACACUUGUAAAGAUGCCUUUAGAGUGGUUAUUUGGUCGAAAAAAGACCCCAGAGGAGAUGCUGCGACAGAACCAGCGGGCAUUAAACAAAGCCAUGAGGGAUCUGGAUAGAGAAAGAGCAAAGAUGGAACAGCAAGAAAAGAAAGUCAUUGCGGAUAUCAAAAAGAUGGCCAAAGCAGGACAGAUGGAUGCUGUAAAGAUCAUGGCGAAGGAUCUGGUCAGGACAAGACGCUAUGUGAAGAAAUUUAUUUUGAUGAAAGCGAAUAUUCAGGCUGUAGCACUGAAGAUCCAGACAUUAAAGUCUAACAAUGCCAUGGCCCAGGCGAUGAAGGGUGUCACUAAGGCAAUGGCCACAAUGAACAAACAGAUGAAUUUACCUCAGAUUCAGAAAAUUAUGAUGGAGUUUGAGAAGCAGUCAGAAAUGAUGGACAUGAAAGAAGAUAUGAUGAAUGAUGCAAUUGACGAUGCUAUGGGUGAUGAAGAUGAUGAAGAGGAGACAGAUGCUGUGGUAUCACAGGUGUUGGAUGAGUUAGGACUACAACUCACAGACCAGCUUUCAGAUUUGCCAUCAACUGGCAAGUCCAUAGGUGUAUCAGCUCAGAGCAAUAAGCAGCCAGUGGCUGCAGCAGGAGUGAGCGAUGCUGACGCAGAUCUAGAGGCCAGACUAGAAAACUUACGGAGGCAGUAACAGAAUUGAUAAGUGAGGGGGGUACAAGACACUUCAGCACAGGCUGUGCCAGGAAAUAUGGUUGAUUGUGUGCAAGUUCAUGUAAGAAGAAUGGAACGGACAAAGUCAUGUUUUGUCGUAAAUAGGUACAUGUUAGAGAAUCUGUGUGAUCAAUAUAGCUGAAAAUUGAACUGGAACAAUUCUGAGAACAGUGCUUUUAAAUAAACAAAAAAAUCUUUGAUGUCAUCUUGUCAAGGAACUUUCUUGGAAGGUAGCAUCCUAAUGAUCCUGAGGAGCCGUGUACUUUGGAAUGCUGACCGUGAUGUACAAACUUCAUUGUUGAAGCUCAUAUCCUUCUGUAACAAUGUGACUCACUGGCUAGUAAGAUUCAUAGUAUACAUCAUACUUAUGUGAUCUGGACGAAUAGAGUGUGUCAUAUGUAGGUAUGGAGGAUGUUGAAAUCCUACACCUCCACAUCCCCUAUACCUACAUAAUGAUUUACUUUAUACCUCCCACCUUUUAACCAAGAUUUUGGUCAAAAGUUACUUUUACCUUGAGCAUGUUACAAUAAAUCAAAUAGAUUUACUAAAUAACAUACAUAUUUGAUGAAGAACAUUUGAAAAGAUCAGGGAAAGGGGUGGUGUAACAGAGGUAUACUUCAAAUUUAAAGAAGAAUGCAAAAGCAUCACAGAAAAUUUGUUUAAUUCAGUGAGGCAAUGUCAGUUUCCAAAUAUGUUUUUGCCGUAGAUAUUCAUUCAGUAAACAAAAUGACAACUGAAUGACAUUGCAUUGUUAUGACAUGUCCCAGAAUCACAGCCAAUGUGGUACAGAACAUUGUGAUGACAUGUCCCAGAAUCACAGCCAAUGUGGUACAGCACUGUUUUGUGUCUUUCAUGCAUAAGGAUGGGAGAAAAAGAAAUCACAAUCUAAGGGGCAAGAUUUUCUAACUAGUACUUCUAACAAAUGAUUUUAUCCCAAAGACUGAUUUUUUUGUCUCAGUCUCACAGGGUAAUCAGUGAGUUAUCUCCCCUAAUAAUGUUGUAAUUUGACACAUAUGCCAUUUCACUGUAUCAUAUUUCUCUAAUAAGUAUAAAGAUAUUUCUGUGGGGUUUGGAAGAGGUUGAGAGUUCUGUGUUAUAUCUAAUACACCACUGGAUAUUUCUGACAGGGUGGGGACACAUUGAGAGUUCUGUGUUAUAUCUUAUAAAGCCGUGGAUAUUUCUGACAAGUCGGGGGGGGUGGGGGGGACAUUGAGACUUCUGUGCUAUACAUGCAAUGUAAUUUAUAUGCUAUUAAUAAUUUUAUUCAGUAAAAUUUAUUGUUUUAAUUGUAAUGAUUAGUAAAUAAUGUAAACAUGUAUGUGUACAUAAUGUAUGUCAAAGCGACUACUGCAUACCAUAUUUUACAAAGGUUAAUAAAGAAUUAAUUAGGAUCAAAAUUUUAUCAUUGUAUUAUGUAUAUUUAUGAUUAUAGAAGUUUGAUAUUAGGUUGAACCUGUGAAGUUUGUCGGAAUUUUCAUUUGCAAUAGUUAGGAAUAUAUGUUUGAAAGGAACGUUUGAUCACAAUGAAGAUGGCCUCAAUUUUUUUCAAAAGUUCUAUUUUAAAGAAUUACUUACCAUGUAAAAUUAUCGUCCUUGAAUCUAUUGGUGGAUCACUAACCAUAUUUUUGCCACUAGAAGAUUUAAAAAAAAAAAAUGAGUGAUGGAUAACACAGUCCAUGUCUUCAACUAUGAAAUUUGUGAAUAGUUUUGUUUCAACAUUUAAUUUUAGAAUCAUUAGAAAACUUGAAACCAUAACCAAAUAACUAGAAUCUAGUAUAGUUCAACAGAGUAAUAUUACAACACAUCUUGUACAUAUUCAUUUUUGUACCGUUCGUAAGACAAGUAAUCGAGCGUUAAUCAAUUCAGAAUUACAAUAACUGUAUUACGAGAAAUUUAGUACCGUAGCUUAAAUAAACAUUUUUUAUUGCAAUUGUAGAGUACUAUUUAUUUAGUCAACCUGCUUGCUUAAUCUUCACUAUAACAUACAAUUUCUUUUCAUUUGUUCUCCCUUAUAUGGUAUAUUCAUGAUAGUUCCAAAUAGCCAUAUUUUUGUAAUUCCACAUACACUUCCAUAAAUCACAUAAGGUGGAAAAACAUGUUAUUUUACUUGACAAUAAAAGAGGAAACAGAGACCAUUUAUGCUACAGUCAGAUCUACCUGGUGUCCACCAUCAGACUUGUAAAGUAACCUUAGGGAACUGACAAAAGUGAUCAGCAGAAAGUCUUGAUACAAAGGAACUUUAAACAAAUAAAAUAAGUCCUUCAAUACAAAGGUGGCCUCUAUAACAUGGCUGGCUACAAAAAAAAAAGUUACAUCAUGACACCAGGGUAAGUUUUAGUACAGAACUGAUAUCAUCAGGGAGAUAGCCCUUUGCUGUACAAACUGACUGGUAUUUAGCUUGCUGUUAGAUAUGAUGUUGAACUUGAAGAAUUCACUGGAUGACUACAAAUAAAUUUAUGAAAACCAGUAAAAUUUUGGGGUAAAAAUGUCAAUAUUAAAGGUCACAUUACCUGAGCUAUUUUUGGUAACACCCCACGUAUCAAAUGUCAAAUGAUUUAUCUGCUUGUCAGAGUCCUAAUUUCUAAAUGACUCGUUAGUUUUUAUGGAAUUUCAUGCGUAAUCAAUGUAUCAUGAUCGGGAACAUGUAUUGCUUUGCAAUAUUUCCGUAACCAUAAGCGUGUUUGUAGAUAGUUCAGAUGCUAUUUUAGUUGUGAUGUAUAUACCAUGAAAACAAGUUGUGUAAAUAUUUUGAAAAACUGCUGUUGUACUAAAUGUUAAAUCAAUGGCAUUAUAAUUUGAAAUAUGCAUUAAUGUUUGAAAACAAAAUUGGUUUGGGUAGGGUCAGGUCAGGUCAGGUCAGGGGCAGGGUCCAGUAUGUGAAAUUGGGUCAUAAAUUUGAAUCAGUUGGAAUCCCUUUACUAUAGAAACACAUACAUCCAUGCUACUUUGAUUGGCUCAUGGUCCUUUUCACCAAAGGGAAAGAACUCCUUACAUCAUAACAUGGAGAUAGAUGUGAUUCUCAUCCUAUAACCAUAUAUACAAUUGCUAAGCAUGAAGAGAUGAAUGCAACUGUUAUCGCUUCAGGGAUCCUAACAGGCCCUUAGGACUAAGACCUUGGGUCAUAUGGAAAUAAUCCAGAUCCUCGCCUCAUAUUAUAUACAUGCAUACAAUUACAAGGCAUGUAGAGACGAAUGCUCUCAUAAUACAACUGUUACCUGAGGGGUCCUUCUGGCCUCUUUUGACCUAGUCUGUGGGUCAUAGCUUUUAAAAAGUCAAGAUCCCCUCUCAAUAACCACAUAAACAUUUGUGAGGCAUGAAGAGACAAAUGCACUCAUGCCAAUGCUAUUGUACCAGGGUUCCAGCCAUCCCUAGGAUCCAGGGUCAUUAAAUGGAAAUGGUUGAGGUCCCACCUUUUAACCAUACCUAACCGCUUGGCAUGAAGAGAAAAAUGCUUUUAUGCAACCAUGAUUGUUCAAGGGGCACUUUUCAGCCCCUGGGGACAAAACCUUAGGUCAUAACUUUGAAACUGUUGAGAUCCACACAUAUAUGUUACUGUAGGGCAUGGAGAGAUGUACCAGUAAUGUGUAUCAGAUUUAGCCCAGGGGCCUAAAACCCUAUCACUUGAGGCCUUUUUCCAAAGUCAGAACAUUGAAACUAACUGUUGAGUUCCCCUAUCAAUAACUAUAUAGACAAAUAUAAAGAUUUUGACCGAAUUUUCUAUUAAGCUUUUUGGUCUUUUGAUAUAUUUCAACCAAUUAGUGCAUGGGAUUCUUGGAUUUGGGGAAUCAAAGGCAGGGGUGUUGCUCCCCUGGACACUGAAAUGCAGUGCUCAAAAGGAAACUGUUUGCAAUAUCAUCUUAAAUGAGAACAUUUUUUUAUGAUUGCCUAAAUAUCCAAGAGAGCGAUACAGGCCCUCUCUGCCUGUUGUUAAUGUUUUUGUUCUAUUUGCUUUUGUUGCAACAGUCUAGGUUUGUUUAAGUACAAAAUAUCAAAGUUUAUCAUUAUAAGAAAAAAGAACAACUACUGGAGAACAAACAAUGAAACCACAUUUUUCUUUGUUUGUUUUUAGUUACAGAAGGCUGAUAUUGAUAAUCAUUCAUGCUGACAUAAAAAAAUUAAAGAUUAUUAAUGCAUGCUUUAUUACUGUAGUAGGUUUUCCUACCAUAACUAUAAUCUUUCCAAUCUGUCAACUUACUUGUAUCAAAGUUUUACUUAAUGCACGAAUAAUAUAUGUACAUUUCGAGACCAACUGAUCCCUUUGUCAAAGCUUGAUAAAUGGAACAGUCCGUUUUGAAAAAAUGCAACAUGAUUGUCACAUAUUGUUUUAAGUAAAAUUUUAAUACAUACAUAUUUCCAAACGGAUGAAUCUGAUUGAAGCUGUUAUUUAUUAAGAAGGAGCAUAUUUACUUGUACAUGUAUAUAUGUGUUUAUGAAGAGAAAGAAGAGUUUCGUUGUAACAGUUACAUCUGUUACAACACACACAAACACAUAGCAUUACGAUAGCAUCACUAGUGUACUACGUGUAUUGGUGAUGUAUACAUAUAUUAUUAUCAUUAUUACAGCUGGUUUGUUAAUUUGUAUGGUUUAAUUGUUCCAUACACAAUUGUUUGAGAAUAUGGUGAAUUAUCAGUCUUCAGGUACAGUACCUGGUAUAAUUUUACUAGGUUUAAUGCAUAAAAAAAAUCAGGUUUUGAAAAAUAUCCAAUGUUUUUCAUUUCAUUUAGAAAAAAAAUACUACAAAUCUUAUAGCGAUUAAGUGUCAUUUCAGUUUGAUAUGACAAGAUUUUAUAAUUUGUAAAAGGGUUUAUUUCAGAUUUUAGCUGGUUAUUUAUCCAAUUCCCUUAUAAGGAUUUUAGUCAAAUUUUCUAUGUGAGUAUUAUGAAAGAAUUACAGCUUGAGUGAUAUAAUAAUUUAAUUUCUAUACAUAAAUUGACAGAUGCCUAAUUAAGUGAUCUUGACAGAAACCUCAUUAAAAUUUUCUGAAUUUA
This is a messenger RNA of Mizuhopecten yessoensis (Yesso scallop), 5813 nucleotides long. Its product is annotated as charged multivesicular body protein 2a-like. Lineage: Eukaryota; Metazoa; Mollusca; Bivalvia; Pectinida; Pectinidae. The transcript has 6 exons. The record is from RefSeq and is a predicted model, not a curated record. Bases 131 to 805 code for a protein of 224 amino acids. Gene Ontology annotation, cellular component: multivesicular body; ESCRT III complex. Gene Ontology annotation, biological process: protein transport; late endosome to vacuole transport; endosome transport via multivesicular body sorting pathway.